GGUGAAUGAGAGAUCUCGGUGUGUUAAUUUAUUUUCUCGGAGAUUACCAUGAUUGUUUUUUUAGAUGUUUCUCAAGGAGAAAACCCUUUAGGAAGGAUAAAAAUCCAAUUAAAUAACGAGCUUCUACCAAGAACUUGUGAGAAUUUUAGACAACUUUGCACAGGAGAAUAUCGUGAAAAUGGCAAACCUUUAGGAUACAAAGGAUGUAAAUUCCAUCGAGUGAUCAAGGACUUUAUGAUCCAAGGAGGGGAUUUUGUCCGCGGCAAUGGACAAGGUAGUUUCAGUAUCUAUGGAGAAAUGUUUAAUGAUGAAGGGUUCCCCCUUGAUCAUAAGAAAUAUUCUGUAUCGAUGGCAAAUUCCGGUCCCAACACUAAUGGAUGUCAAUUUUUCAUUUGUACUGACAACACUCCACAUUUGGAUGGGAAACAUGUUGUUUUCGGUAAAGUAAUCGAAGGAUUUGAAACUGUAGAUGUGAUAAAUAGAGUUCGAGUUAAAGGAGACACACCAGUGGAACCUAUAAUAGUGACCAAUUGUGGUGAGUAUUAGAGUAACUUACAAAUAGAUUCAAUCGAAAACGUUUCGUAUUAUUAUUAAAAUAUUAU
Messenger RNA from [Candida] anglica, 602 nucleotides. The record is from the annotation of a GenBank genome assembly. NCBI's taxonomy places the organism in Eukaryota, Fungi, Ascomycota, Pichiomycetes, Serinales, Debaryomycetaceae.